This is a messenger RNA of Mytilus trossulus (common blue mussel), 1440 nucleotides long. Its product is annotated as solute carrier family 49 member 4-like. Gene Ontology annotation, cellular component: membrane; intracellular membrane-bounded organelle. Gene Ontology annotation, molecular function: transmembrane transporter activity. Bases 13 to 1440 code for a protein of 475 amino acids. The record is from RefSeq and is a predicted model, not a curated record. Lineage: Eukaryota; Metazoa; Mollusca; Bivalvia; Mytilida; Mytilidae. The transcript has 11 exons. Gene Ontology annotation, biological process: transmembrane transport.
CUUCCGUUCCAAAUGGAAAAUGGACAUAUAAUAAUUUCCGAUCAGAAGACGAACGUCAAGCUUAAAGUGUACAAAAGACGAUGGUACGUGUUGCUUUUGUUUUCAUUGUUUGCCUUCACACAAGGUGGUUUAUGGAAUACUUGGGGUCCCAUUGCAGACUCGAGUGAAGAUGCUUUUUCACUUAAAGAUGCCGAUAUUGCACUUUUUGCCAACUGGGGACCGAUUUCGUACAUUGUCGGUGCUAUUGUGGCGGCCUGGAUGGUGGACAAUAAAGGUCUACGAUUUAGCUGUCUGCUUUGGUCAUUUCUGAUUGUUAUAGGAACUGGAAUACGAUGCAUUACAAGUGAAAUUAAAUAUGUCAAAUGGACCAUAAAUAUAGGCCAAUGUUUAAAUGGAUUGGCUGGACCGAUUGCUAUGGGUGGACCACCUCUUGUUUCUGCGACCUGGUUCCCACUGCACGAGAGGACUACGGCUACCAGUCUUGGAUUCUGCAUGAACCUCAUAGGAAUUGCAGUAUCAUUCUUGUUAGGUCCACAUGUUGUAUCAAACACGUCUUUUAAGGAGACAGCAAACAGGAAUUACACAGAUAAUACGACAGAAUCAAUGAAUAUAACCAUGCAUAAUUCUGUUAUAAUAGAAGAAAAUAGAAAGACGGAACGAGGACAAAUAAUGCUCUUGAUGUACAUUGAAUGUGGUUGGGCUGUGUUUUUAUUUUUGCUGAUGUUAUUAUAUUUUCCUGCAAAACCGACAUUACCCCCAUCUAAGACUGCUGGUAUAAAACGAAUUGCCUUCAAAACAGGGAUACAAGCCAUUUUUAGAUCAAAACCAUUUUGGUUGAUAUCAUUGAUCUAUAUUAUCUCGUUAGGCGUGUUCAAUGUUUGGCAAGGUGUCCUUGAUGUCAACCUAAAAGCACACGGGUUCAGUCAGGAAGAAGCUGGUUGGCUGGGAUUUUCAUCUAUAAUAGCUGGAUGUAUCUCCAGUGUGAUAAUAUCGAGAUUUGCUGAUAUGUUCAACAAACAUUUGCGCAUGUUCCUGAUAUGUAUUUAUUUUGGAAGUUUCAUUGGAUUUUUAUGGUUUACACUUCUAGUCAACGACAUCCUUCCGAAUUCGACAGUAUCCUUGUAUGCUGCCAUUAUUCUUGGAACGAUAUGCUUACAAGCAGCGACACCAUUAUAUUUUGAAAUGGCCUGUGAAGUGUGUUAUCCAGUGUCAGAAGGUCUAACUAACGUGCUUCUAACAACCAUGUGUAAUGUUGGUAGUUUUAUAUUUUUGCUACUACAGAUGAUUCCAAGUAUAGGAACAGAUUGGGAGAAUUGGUGCCUAUUAAGUGUGAUAUGUAUCUGCAUCCCACUUAUGUUUAUGUUCAAAGACAGCUACAACCGAUCAAUUAUUGACGAAAGAGCAGAUGAAAACACAAUUACAGAAAGAAAGAAAUAUUAG